GUCCCGAUCCCGGCGUGGCUUUCCCCAGUCCACGAAGUCUUCUACGGACAUAUCCUCCUGUUCCCCAAGAGGAUGGCACAGGGAGAGUUCUGAGUGGUCUCGGGCAAUGGCUGCAUUUGCUGUUGGCCUGUAAGCAGGCCAGAAGCAGAGGAAGAGAGAGAAGGUAAAACCCGCCCAUGGACCGCAAGCGUGAGAGCCAAGGCAGGACUAUGAACUGUCAAAAUUGUCUCUGACUUCUCACCAGGCCGGAGAGGAGGGAUCUAGUGCGUGAGGCACUACUUGGUUUGGGACAAGUCAGAGGCGAAUAAAAGCUCUUCCUGCCUUGAAGAAGCUUACAGUUUUGUGGGAAAAUGAUCUGCAAUGGGAAUACAUACGAUAUGACAAAUGUUCUAUUAUGAAAAUGCAUGCCUGUAUUCAACUUAGAACAUCAAAGUAAUCUCAGAUACUAACAAGAAUGUCCAACGAAUCUCUACAUAAGUGCAGGCUUUUUUUUUUUUUUUUUUUUUUAAUGAGAAGGAUUGAAAAUACUAUCCCGUGACAGGUCAACCUUGUCUUGGAAAUCUCAGAAAUCUCAAUCUUAUCCAUAGAAAAGUCAUGACUUCUGUGCUUAUGUCCAUUUGUUCUUUAAAUACCAAACUGUCAGCUCAUAGGAACCAUUUACACACACACACUGACACACACACAAACACGCACACCCCUACUUACUGAGAUGUUCCUGGGGAGAUUCGAAGACCUGUUCCAUUGAGAAAACAAGAAUAAGCCCCUGGGGCAAAAGACUCCGCGUCUCUGGGGAACUCAGUAUCCGCGCCGCGAGCACCCAUGCCCAUUUUGAACACAACGCGACUGCUAAGGACGUGGUGUAAUCAUAUGGACCUUCACUCCCAAGAGACUCGAUUUCAGAGAAAAUCUGGGAGACAAAUUUAGAUCCCUACCCGCACCCACGCGAUCAAUAAAGCUGGGGAGACCUUUGGGGGAGGGGACAGAUGUGCUUGCAUCCGGGCCGUGCGUGCCUGCUUCACGGGUUUUCCGGGCAGCACCGGCCCGCACACGCCGGUGCACUCUUUUUCUGGAAUUCUUGAAAUAGCCGGGCCUGAGGACAGUAAGGGAGCUGAGUUGUGUCUGCUACAGACAAGCGGCGCAGAGCCUGGGGGCCAAGCCAGGGAUGCAGGGAGCGCGGCGUUAGCGGAUGACGGAUAGCUCAGGGCUAAGGCCUGGCAGGUCCUUCCUACCCCCGACCCAGUACACCCCGCAGCCCCGCCCUCGCCCCAGCACGCGAGGUGAAAGCGCGAGGCCCGGGGAUGGCGGAGAGCGUGCGCCACUAUCGGGGCGCUGUCUCUUGCCCCGCUCUCGCCCUGGGCCGGAGAACGGAGAAGGUCCGCAGGCCUCGGGCCACGGAGGGCACCAGAUCGGUCCGCUCUGCUCCGCUAACCCAGCCUGCGCCCCUCCACCCCGCCAAGGCCCUGCUGGGCGCUGCGCCGGUUGCUCGCGUCCUCUGUUGUCGCGGAGCCGCCGCCGCCGCCGCCCGCGAACCAGCAACGCCGACACCCAGCAGUUGCAGGCCCGGCGUUUGCCGCCGCGGUUUUUCCACCCAGCACUGAGGAUCAAGCCCGCUGUAGCCUGGCUGCGACUCCCCGCUUGGGAGCAGAGGCCGCCAGGGGCCUCCAGGCCGAGAGAUUCUGGAGCCUUUCCAGGGCGCGGCGGGGAGCGGGGCCUCCGGAAACCCACCCCGGGGAUGCUGGAGUCUGUCCUGCAGAGGCCGUGGCGCGGGCACUGCUGCCUGAUUUCGAAGAGGCUCCAUCAACCUACUCUCUUCCAAAGGGCUGGGCAGCCCAGCCACAGACAGGCAGCCUCUGGAUCUCAGAAGUGAGGGACGGAGUCUAUCCUGGGUUUGGUCCAGUAGAAACCCCCCACCCCCACCCCCAGAGUCUGGGAACCAGUGCUGUGCCCACAGAUGCAAAGAGAAAGAGCAUGGGUUAAAGCGCUAUUGGGAUCGGUUAGACACCACACUUUUCCAAGGAAGACAUUUUCUUCGAGAGGAACAGCAAAAGGAGUCAAUAUAAUGUUAAAAAUAUUAAGGCAGGUGCUGUGCCACAUGUUGAAGUGAUUCCAAAAGCAGAGAAAACAUGGGACUCACAUUUAAGAGGAUUAAUUGUAGCCUUUGAGUUUUUCCCAGAAAAAAAAAAAAGGCUAGCAUAUAUAUUUUCAUAUAUUUAUAUGAACAGGUAAUUAAAUAAGGAGGGAUUUUAAAAAAUUGUCUAUUUGGAUAUCGUUUUCCUUUCCAUUUGAGGAAAAGCCAAAUGCAAAUAAGGAGAAUAAUAUUUAAAGAACAUGCUUUUAAUAGAGCCUCAAUUAUCCUUCUAAUUUAACCAAGAUGAAAAUAAUUGUGAAAUAAAGCAAAAUAAAAUCUUGGAAGCAUAAA
This is a messenger RNA of Homo sapiens (human), 2419 nucleotides long. RefSeq names its product translation initiation factor IF-2-like. The transcript is spliced from 2 exons. Bases 1187 to 1867 code for a protein of 226 amino acids. NCBI's taxonomy places the organism in Eukaryota, Metazoa, Chordata, Mammalia, Primates, Hominidae. The record is from RefSeq and is a predicted model, not a curated record.